GAUGGCCGCCAAAUGUGGAAAAAUGUAACUCGACGCAAGAUUUUUUUAAAAACAUGACUUUGUUUUAGCUUGUAUUUAUUAACUUAGUCACUAAAGUUGCUGUUAAAUCGUUCAAAAUGUUCACCGUAAAUACCGAUCUGUAAAGUCUCUGACAGAAACUGUAACGCAGCAAAUCCCGAGACUUGCUAUCAGCAUCAUGGCACUGUCGACAAAUGAAAGUUUCCCAGGUGAUAUUAAACUUACAAAUAAUGAUGAAGAACUAGCGACAAAGGAAGAAAUGUCUCCGUGUGUCCCCGGUCAGAGCAAAACAUCCGCCGCCAGAGUUUUAACUCAGGAGGAGCUGGACCGGCUGGGCGGGGAGCGGGCUCUGGUGUCCGACUUCAAGCAGAUGAAGUUGGAGAAAGAAGCUCAGAAAAACUGGGACUUGUUUUACAAAAGAAACACGACGAACUUCUUCAAGGACAGACACUGGACCACCAGGGAAUUUGAAGAGCUCAAAGCCUGCAGAGAGUUUGAGUCCCAGAGGCUGGUGCUGCUGGAGGCGGGCUGCGGUGUUGGAAACUGCAUCUUCCCUCUGCUGGAGGACGACCUCAACAUCUUUGUUUACGCAUGUGACUUCUCACCACGAGCUGUUGAAUUUGUCAAACAAAACCCUCUGUACUGUCCUGAGCGCUGCUGUGCCUUCCAGUGUGAUUUAACUAAAGAUGAUCUGAGGGACAACGUGCCCGAGGGCAGCGUGGACGUCAUCACUCUCAUCUUUGUCCUGUCGGCCGUCCACCCUGACAAGAUGAAGCUGGUGCUGCAGAACAUCGGCAGGGUGCUGAAGCCUGGCGGCAUCGUCCUGUUCAGGGACUACGGCCUGUAUGACCACGCCAUGCUCCGAUUUAAAGCCGGCAGCAAGCUGGGGGAGAACUUCUAUGUCCGCCAAGACGGCACCAGGUCCUACUUCUUCUCUAAAGAGCUUCUGGCCGAGCUGUGUGAGGAGGCGGGCCUCCAAUGUGUCACUAACGACUACGUCCUGAGAGAGACGGUCAACAAGAAGGAGGGGCUUUGUGUUCCCAGAGUGUUCCUACAGAGCAAGUUCACAAAGCUGGGCCAGUCACAGAGCUCUUGAUGUCAUCUGGCCUUUUUCCUGUCACCGCACAACCCUCUAAAGGUGCUGAGAAACAGAGGACCGAAAUGUCUGCUUGAUAUUGUCUGGGGAAUAUGUAUUUUUUAGAGGCAUUGAUGAUCUACUGACGAGGGCUUGCGGAUUACACCGUGCUGGUUUUGAAUCCUUCAGAUCAUGAGUGAGAUGCUGCUCCUUCACCGACUAUAAGGACGAUUCUUGUUCAGAAUGAUGAACUUUGUAAGUUCACAUCACUAAAGACCCAUGAGGAGCAGGAUUGUUCAGCAAAGGCCUCAACUGGAUGAAUCAUGACUCUCAGUGAUGGUAUUAAGCAGCUCACAUUAGUUUAAACAACAUUUCAAACCUUUUGUCAAACUCUGAUCAGACUUCAUCAUCAGGACGAAGUGUCAUGACUUUUCUCUCUGGUAAACAAACCAGUAUUUGAUUGUCAUUUUUGGACGUGGUGCCUUCUUUUAAAUUUGUACCAACACCUUUUAAUCUUUUUCACCAUCUUUGCCUGAUAGCAUUAAAAUAGUGUCUAACUG
This is a messenger RNA of Acanthopagrus latus (yellowfin seabream), 1653 nucleotides long. RefSeq names its product methyltransferase like 6 (gene mettl6). The coding region runs from base 197 to 1114 and encodes 305 amino acids. The transcript is spliced from 5 exons. The record is from RefSeq and is a predicted model, not a curated record. NCBI's taxonomy places the organism in Eukaryota, Metazoa, Chordata, Actinopteri, Spariformes, Sparidae.